Mesocricetus auratus (golden hamster) is the source of this 4457-nucleotide messenger RNA. Its product is annotated as zinc finger protein 60-like. Lineage: Eukaryota; Metazoa; Chordata; Mammalia; Rodentia; Cricetidae. The record is from RefSeq and is a predicted model, not a curated record. Gene Ontology annotation, cellular component: nucleus. Gene Ontology annotation, biological process: regulation of DNA-templated transcription. The transcript is spliced from 5 exons. Bases 331 to 2451 code for a protein of 706 amino acids.
CGCGUGUCUCUGUGUGCGUGUGUGUGACUGUGUGUGCGUGUGUGACUGUGCGCGCGUGUGCGCGUCUCGAGCUCUCCGGUGCCGGUGUCCCCGCGCUCGUCGCUCUCCGCUCCCGCUUCCUCGCCGUCACGGGGCUGAAGCAGGGGACCAGGCUUCAGGAGCGAGAGCUCAGGGACGGAGUCUGGGGGAAGCUUUCCCUGAGCUCCACACUUGAGCUCGGGCCGAGCACUGGAGGCCGCCAGCGUCCCCGAGGGUCGCCCAGGAGGGCGGCUACUUGUUGCGUCCGUAACUUUCUCAGAGCUGUGGGCACCGGGAGGACCCUGAAGAAGAAUGGCCAGCUCUGGUUCUCAAGACAUGGUCUGUGGCUCAGUGACAUUUGGGGAUGUGGCUGUUGACUUCUCUCAGGAGGAGUGGGCCUGCCUGGAUGCUACUCAGAGGGUCUUCUACAGGGACAUGAUGUUGGAGACCUACAGCAACCUGGUCACAGUGGUGGGAAGUUCCAUCUCCAAACCCCACCUGAUCACCUUAUUAGAGGAGGAGAGAGAGCCCUGGAUGGUGGUGAAGGAAGAAACAGACAGCCCCAGCCCAGAAUUGGAGUCAUGUUAUGAAGCUGAAAGUAUAUCUUCAGAGAAUCAUAUGUAUAGUACAGAUUUACCCAAGCAGACCAUAAAGCAAUUAAGUAAAACUUUUGAUCUCCUGGGCUCCAGUUUUAGUAAUGGCCUCAACUCUAGUACAUUCAAGGGAUUACAGAGUUAUCAAGGAGAUGCUGAUCAGAAGAUUAGUAACAAGGAAAAACUGCCUACUUACACCUGCAAAACUCUGACUCACAGUAUAGAAAAAGCAUAUGAAUGUAAAGAGUGUGGGAAAUACUUUGGUUGUAGUUCAAAUCUUAUUCAGCAUCAGAGUAUUCAUACUGGAGAGAAACCCUAUGAAUGUAAGGAAUGUGGGAAAACCUUCAGACUCCACCAACAACUUACAAGACAUCAGAAGUCUCACAGUGGUGAGAGACCUUUUGAAUGUGACGAGUGUGGAAAGGCCUUUCAUCUUCCCAACCUGCUUAAGUACCAUAAAACCAUCCAUUCAGGUACAAAACCAUUUGAAUGUGAGGAAUGUGGGAAGUCCUUCAAUCGUGUCUCCACUCUUUUUCAACAUAGGAUCAUUCAUGCUGGUGUGAAACCGUAUGAAUGUCAUGAGUGUGGGAAAGCCUUUAAUCGUCGCUCAAACCUCAUGCAACAUCAGAAAAUUCAUUCUGGCGAGAGACCCUUUCAGUGUAAGGAAUGUGGGAAGGCCUUCACUGUCCUGGCACAGCUCACUCGGCACCAGAACAUUCAUAGUGGAGAGAAAUCUUUUGAAUGUGAGCAGUGUGGAAAGAUAUUCAGUAGCGGCUCAUACCUUGCACGACACCAGAGUAUUCAUACUAGUGAGAAACCCUUUGAGUGUAAUGUAUGUGGGAAGACUUUUAGGCUUCACCUGUAUCUUUCUGAACAUAUGAAAACUCACACUGACGAGAAACCUUUCAAGUGUAAGCUCUGUGGGUCAGCCUUCAGACGUAAGUACCAGCUUAGUGAACAUCAGAGAAUCCAUACUGAUGUGAAACCCUAUCAGUGCAAGGAAUGUGGGAAAAACUUUCGCCGACGUUCAAAUUUUACUGAACAUCAGAGUAUCCACACUGGAAAGAAACCUUUUGAAUGUAAAGAAUGUGGGAAAGUCUUUAGACUUAAUAUACAUCUCAUUCGACAUCAGAGAUUUCAUAGUGGUGAGAGACCUUUUGAAUGUAAAGAAUGUGGAAAGGCUUUUCAUUUUUCCAGCCAGCUUAAUUACCAUAAAACCAUUCAUACAGGUCAAACACCUUUUGAAUGUGAGGAAUGUGGGAAGUCCUUCAAGCGUGUCUCUAGCCUUGUUGAACAUAGGAUCAUUCAUGCUGGUGUGAAACCGUAUGAAUGUAAUGAGUGUGGGAAAGCCUUUAAUCGGCGCUCAAAUCUCAUGCAACAUCAGAAAAUUCAUUCUGGUGAGAGACCCUUUCAGUGUAAGGAAUGUGGGAAGGCCUUCACUGUCCUGGCACAGCUCACUCGGCACCAGAGCAUUCAUAGUGGAGAGAAGUCAUUUGAAUGUGAGCAGUGUGGGUCAGCUUUCAGACUUCAGUACCAACUUACUCAACAUCAGAGAAUUCAUACCGAUGUGAAACCUUUUCAGUGCAAGGAGUGUGGAAAGGGCUUUAUUCGUGGUACAGGCCUUAGAAUCCAUGAGAGAAUCCACACUGGUGAAAAGCCCUUUCAAUGUAAGGAAUGUGGAGAAGCCUUUCAAUAUCAUUACCAAUUUCUUGGACAUUUUAGAAUUCAUACUGGCAAGAAUCCUUAUGAAUGUACACAAUGUGGGGAGUACUUUACUCGUGGAGGAGAUCUUAAAGUACAUCAAAGAAUUCACACUGAUGAGAAACCUUACCAAUGUUAAGAAUAUGUGAAGCCCAUUAGUUGAAAAUCAAGCUUGGUUUGACAUGCUAAUAUUCAUAUUAAUAAGCCUUAUGAUGUAAGGAAUGUGUAAAGACUUCAGUAAUUUUAAGAUAGCCUUAUAUUAAAGAAUUCAUUAUGGUGAGAAACCCUAUGAAUGUAAGAAUUGGAGAAAAUGUUUUAUUUUUUUCAGCCUUUACUGCACAGUGGAGAAUUCAUACUGGUAUGAAACUUAUCCAUGUAAAACAUGUGGAAAGCCCUUCAAUUUGUGCUCAGGCCUUCAACAUAAAAGAAUCCAUGCUGGUAUGAAGCCCUACCAAUGCAAGGAACGUGGGAACGUCAUAGAAUUAGUUCAGCUCUUAAGCCUCAUCAGAGAGUCCUUAUAGGUCUGAAACCCUGUGAAUGUAAAGAAUGUGUGGAAGCCUUUAUUGUAAGUGAUGAGCCUAUACAACAUCAGAAAAUCCAUCAUCCUCAGGAGUCCUGUGCAUGUAAGGAAGGUGAACAAAUUUUUUUGUUUGUUUUUGUUUUAGUUUUUUUUUUUUCGAGACAGGGCUUCUCUGUAUUGUUUUGGAGGCUGUCCUGGCACUCACCCUGUAGACCAGGUUGGCCUCGAACUCACAGAGAUCCGCCUUUCUCCGCCUCCCGAGUGCUGGGAUUAAAGGCAUGUGCCACCAACGCCCAUAAUAAGUCUUUGUAUGGAAAUUUUACUGCACAUCAGAGGACUCAUUGGCAAGAUUGUGAUGGAAAAGUAUGUGGGAAGAAUUAUAAUUUGCCCUAUUGGUCAACAUCAGAGUAUUCGUAUACUCAUGAUGCUGAGAAAUCCUCAGAGAAUGAGAAUGUGGGAAGGCUGUUAUUCAUGAUGCUCUGUUGAGAGUAUCCUUGACUGUCAGAAGUAUAGGGUGGCCAUCAUGUUCUUAAUUUACUCUCAUCUUGUUAAUUCUAUAAAAUUAAUUCAAACAGUACUCAACCAACAUAGGGAGAGCAGGAUUAUUUGAGGUACCUUCCUUGUCAUCAUUAAUAUCUCAUGGCUCCUGUGAUAUUAGGCACAAUGUUUACUUUCUGCCUAAUUUGUUAAUGACAAUCACAAUACCAGACAAAGUUGUAAAAGAAUAUUUGGUUCCUGCCUGUGUUCUAUAAAGUGGCUUUUACAGUGUUCUUGCUUUUAUUGCCAUCCCUGUAACUGACAUGAAAGCAAACUGUAUUGCAGGUAGCUUAGAGAAGACUCAUGCAUUCCUAUACCAUUCAGCUUUAAGUAUCUUCCUUCUGGGAAAAGAAGUCUGAUAAAAUGUAUAUGAAAGGAUUUUUAUUGAGAAUCCAUUCCUUAAGUAUUUUUUUAAAAGAUUUAUUUAUUACAUAUACAGUGUUCUGCCUACAUACCAGAAGAGGGCACCAGAUUGAAUUGUAGAUGGUUGUGAGCCACCAUGUGGUUGCUGGGAAUUGAACUCAGGACCUCUGGAAGAGCAGUCAGUACUCUUAAACUCUGAGCCAUCUCUCUAGCCCCAUUCCUUAAGUAUUUGUGUAGAGAACUUAAAAACAUAGCUGUUAAUGAAUAAGUACUUUUAAAAGGGGUUCACUACGUAAAAAUUUCAAAAGGUAAAACUAAUUUAUGCUCUGUCCAUUAUUAAGAUAAACAUACAUUUGUGACAUGACAAGACAGUACAGGGUCUCCUCUGUUAUAUAGUCUUGCUGAAGCCAUUUUAGGGAUGAGUAGAAUUUGAUUUCUGAUGAAGACUCUCAUUGAAAAUUACUGAGCUCUGUUAUCAGAACUAGAGGUCAAGAUUCCUCAUUUAAUUUAUCUUGGCUUCUGUCAAACUGUCUGCAUGUGCGAACUUCCCUCUGCAGCUAACUGCUUAUUUUGGCUUCUGUUAAACUGCUUGCUCGGGCAAAACCUCUUCCUGCAUUUGCUGAACAAGAUAACAAGAUUUUUCUUAAUAGACACUUGAGGCAGCAUUGGGGGCCCCACUACCAGAUUGUAGUCCCAGCUGGCAGGAAUAAAGACUUUCACUUGGC